Durusdinium trenchii is the source of this 288-nucleotide messenger RNA. The record is from the annotation of a GenBank genome assembly. NCBI's taxonomy places the organism in Eukaryota, Dinophyceae, Suessiales, Symbiodiniaceae.
AUGCCGCGGGCCGCCGUGGGGCUUGGGCUGACGCCCUGGAGCUUGGAAGAUGGAGGAGCUGCUGAUGGUGGCUUGACUGGUGGAGAUGUGAGUCACUUGGGUGACCGCUACCAUUGGGAUGCGUUUCUCUUUGCCAGGCCUCCUCAGCCUCGUGCGGUCAGCUUUCCCUCCCUGGAGCAGAAGGUCUUCCGCGCGCUGAGCGGCGGCAGUGUGGAAGAGGUGGAAGCGAAGGCUCAAGAGGACGAAGCAGCAGAGGCCGCUCGGCCGCUGAGGAAGCUGCCUUUUUGA